AUGUCUCGAAGGUCAUCCAGAAACACGUCUGUGGUUUCCUCCGAGUCGAGGCGUGUAUGUAUUCCCCAAUCCGAAGGGCUGAUCUUGCCUUGUGGCCCAGUCGAUGAACACACUCUACUGCACCCACAUCAACAGACGGAACGUACGCUCGUAGACCAGGAAGGGUCGUUCCAGUUUGACCGAGAAGACGAAGAGCAUGAUGAAGAAGUUACAGCAUGGAAGGUGCUGCCAUGGUGGAAAAGACCGUCGCCAUACUGGUUGAUAUUUUCCACGCCUCUAGCAACGUUGGGUUUCUCUGCGCUCAUCGGUCCUCGGGUGGAAAUGUACACUAUUCUCGCAUGCCGUGUACAUGGCCCAGCGCCUGGACUUGAGUCACAGUAUGAACCAAACGACACGCUACAUCUAGCUCAGCCACAUUCAGUGUUAUCCACAGACACGGCGAAUAUUCUACAUGACGGAUUGAAUCUAGAUGAUCCCAAUGAUUCGUUUGUGUCUGCUCAAUCUGUGUCUGUAUACGUUCCUGCACAUACUGGCCCCAGACAGUCACACGGUUUAGACCGCGACCAAUGCGCGUCCGACCCAGUCGUGCAAGCUGCCGUUGCGCAAUUGUCCGCAGUUCUGAACACUACUAUGGGUAUUUUGAGCUGCCUUACUACCGUUUGGUGGGGUUCGUUCGCAGACCGUUUUGGCCGAACAUUAGUCAUGGGCAUAUCAAUGCUCGGUUUGCUUUCGAGUGAUUUAAUCUUCAUUGUUACUGCAUUCCUUGUGGAACGGCUCCCAGGCGGAUACUGGUUCUUGAUACUCGGUUUUGCAUUGGACGGUAUGGCUGGCGGGAUGACUACUGGGGUUGCUGCUUCCCAUGCCUAUCUCGCUGACAGUACUCAUCGUUCUGAGCGAUCUCGUAUGUUCUCUCUAGCAUUGGGUGCCGUCUUUUUUGGUGUAGCCCUCGGUCCUGUCAUUGGAGGCAUCUUAAUUUGGGCGACAGGCUCGACACUUUCCGCAUUCUAUUUAUCUGCGACUGUCCACGCGCUGUACGCUGCUUUCAUGUUUUUGAUCGUCCCCGAAUCCCAGACAAAAGCGAGAGCAUUUGGCGCUCAGAAAAGACGACAGGCGUCACUUGAAAGACGAAAUGGUGAGGCCCUAGGAGUUGCAUCCGUCUUAAAGAGCGCCAUGAGGUUCUUCAGCCCUCUAGCAAUUCUUAUGCCUGAGCAUACCAAUGUUGACGGAAACCCACUCAAACACUCCAAGAGAGAUUGGAGUUUAUGCUUCAUCGUUGCUAGCUAUGGUUUCACGAUGUUCCAGUUGGUGUGGUACCAUCAUAUCUUCGUGUAUGCAGCAGGGAAUUUCAGGUUUUCAUCGGAAACGAUUAGCUACUGGGUCGCUUUCACUGGAGCAAACCGUGUACUGUUCUUGACUGUCAUCUUGCCUGUUAUCAUCAAGCUUCUGAGGCCGGCGCCCGUGCAGCUCCGCACUGCCCCGGAUGAGCCACUUCAGAACCUGUCUUCGCAGACCCUUCCAAGUAGGCGGAAUAACACAGGACCACCCUCUCAUUCUGCGAAAUUUGAUCUCAAUCUCGCUUGA
Messenger RNA from Suillus bovinus, 1581 nucleotides. RefSeq names its product major facilitator superfamily domain-containing protein. The transcript has 9 exons. The coding region runs from base 1 to 1581 and encodes 526 amino acids. Gene Ontology annotation, biological process: transmembrane transport. NCBI's taxonomy places the organism in Eukaryota, Fungi, Basidiomycota, Agaricomycetes, Boletales, Suillaceae. Gene Ontology annotation, molecular function: transmembrane transporter activity. The record is from RefSeq and is a predicted model, not a curated record. Gene Ontology annotation, cellular component: membrane.